Molecule: messenger RNA, 660 nt
Organism: Aspergillus luchuensis
Lineage: Eukaryota; Fungi; Ascomycota; Eurotiomycetes; Eurotiales; Aspergillaceae
Exons: 2
Coding region: 1-660 (219 amino acids)
Biological process (GO): calcium ion transmembrane transport; intracellular calcium ion homeostasis
Cellular component (GO): fungal-type vacuole membrane
Molecular function (GO): calcium:proton antiporter activity
Source: RefSeq, a predicted model, not a curated record
AUGCACCGGAUUCACUCGUGGGCGAAAGCUCACGCGUCUACCCCGAAUAAUUCCCAGGGUCAAAACCAGUCCAACACCCAGUCCUCUGAGGACGCUUCGGCUCAAGAUGCUCAAGUGAAAGAAGGUAUACGUGACCCGGCUAGCCCGGAGUCGGAAAAAGAUGCCAAUCAAACCACUGAGCGCCCACUGUUCGUCCGGAUGAAGGAUGGAAUUGUUCGCUUCACCGGACACACCAAACGCGCUCUGUGCCACAGCUGGGUCAAUGUGCUGCUCGUCUUCGUCCCUGUCGGCAUUGCGGUCCAGGCCGCUGGACUCAAUCCAGGCCUGGUCUUUGCCAUGAAUGCGAUAGCUAUCAUCCCCUUGGCCGGUCUGCUCAGCCAUGCCACCGAGUGUGUCGCCAGUCGAUUGGGUGACACCGUAGGUGCGCUCAUUAACGUCACCUUUGGAAAUGCAGUAGAGUUGAUCAUCUUGUAUGUUCCCGAAUCCACCCAUUUACCCCUGACUGUUGCUAACGUUUCGGUAGCAUGUAAGUUGUUGCUUAUAAGAGCAUGUGCAUACACAAAUACUAAUCACAGCGAAUUCGUUCAGUAUUGCUCUAGUCAAGGUGAGCCAACCGGUUCUGCAACAGAGUCAAGGAUCGCUCUAACUUGUCCAGAAUGA